AAUAGAUAAAAAAUUCGCAACAUAAAUAAUGGAAAGAAAUCAAAAUGAUGUGAAUCAGUCACAAAAUCCCUCAACAACAACUCAUCUCAAUAGCGAACAACUUCAACAGCAGCAACAAACACAACAACAGCAUACGCAUCAUCAUGAAAUGAAUGAAGUGGAACUAGAGGUUCAACAACAUUUAAAUGAAGAGGUCGAAGCGGCCAACUAUGAAACUGUAUACGUUAUAGAAGAUGUUGGCUCAGAUGUAUCCGCUAGUCGAGCACAUUUUGUGCCACUGACGGCUGAAUAUACAACAGAUUCAACAAAUGCCAGUACAUCGCAGGCCACAGUCACAACAUCAACAGAGCCACAGCCUCAACAGCUGAGUCGUCACUAUUAUCCGCGUCAUCAUUAUCAUCAUCAUCACCACCAUCAUCAUCAGCAUCAACCGUAUCAGCGGCAAUAUGCUUGCAGUUCUUCGCCAUCGGCCUUUGUGGCUGAAUAUGAAGCGGAUAAUGGUGACUAUCAGCGACCACAACGUCCGUAUGGCGGUCAUGUGCAUCAUCAUCAAAUGGCUUUAACAUGUCGGCCACAUUAUCAUCAUAUAGCGCAGCAACAACAGCAUCAGCAGCCUCCGCCGCAGCAGUCACAACAACAACAACAGCAACAACAUCCCCAUCUUCAUCAAAGAGAACAAAUUGCGAGACCAAUAGCUCCACUAGUACGUUUAGCUGAACGUUCAUUUAAUAGCCCCCUGGCGGUGGAAUUUAGCCAAGGUCAUCAUCCUCAUCAUGGUCCGCAUCCACAUGCACACCCUCAUCCUCAUCCUCAGCACCAUCAUCAUCAAUAUAAUCCCGAGGAGUAUGCUGGUUUUUAUAUGGUCCCUUUACAACAGGCCACACAAUCGUGCAAUUGUAGUUCUACUAGCAAUGCAACUACUCCGCCGAGAACGUGUGAAUCUUGUAUUUGUCCAACUACUGCCAGCGAACAACAGCAACAACAACAGACUGAAAGAUCAAUGACUGCAGAAAUUCAUCCCACCUCCAGCACAAAUAUCAUUUUUAAUACUCAAGCCGCCGCCACCAACACCGAAAGGGAAAGGGAAAGAGACAGGGAUGAAGCCAGACGACAUUAUGAUGAGGUGGCUGCCUCAGCAUAUUCUGCCCAGCUGAAUGAAGAUACCACUAAUCUCCACCUCCGGGAUGAAGAUGAGGUGGCCUCUACUACCUCUAACUCUAUGAAUACUUUGCCUACCGAAGAGCUGGAAUCAUGUAGAGGUUCACCAUUUUCGCUAGUAAUGCCAGCACCGCCAAAUAAUCAUGAUGAAGUGUCCUCUGCUUCAGAAGCUGAACAUGUACAAUUUGCCCACACGCGUACCACAAACACCACCACUACCACGUCUGCGGCUGCCAUGAAGAAGCACAAGUCCACUACCACAAAUGUGGUGGGAUCAUCGCCCACCUCAACCUCGUCUUCGUCACAGGUUUCUUCAAAUCAUGCCGGCAGUGGUGCCGCUAGUGAUGUUGGUAGUGGUGUUAGUGCAGAGGCAGCAGCUGGCUCUUCGAGCUCCCGAUCAUCUAGCUCCAGGAACAAUUAUGUGGUAGAUUUAGUAGAGUCUACCACAUCUAGUAAUUCUUUUAGACGUCUAAGCGAUGACCAACCUUCCACUUCGCAUCGAUUACGUUUACGAGAUGCCGAGUACAAUGGCCGCUAUUGGCAAAAUUUCGAUGAGGAAACUUACGAUCAACCCACAGUGGCUUGGAAUUUACACAAAUCUUCAGCUUCCACCCAACAUUCAGAGACAAGUCAAACCAAUGCGAACAACGGCGAGGAGAGCACUUCGAGUUCGCCUACAUUAAAUCGUUUUCAUUUGCGUUACACUCGUACAGAAGACCGAAAUCGAGGAGUCGAAGAAGAGGAGGAACCAAGAUCUUCGAAAGUUCAACGACUUAAUACAAAUCAUUCGGGCGCAGUACACAACGAUAAUGCGCCCGUAAUGCCGCCAGCAUUACAACGCGAUCAUCAAACCACUAUUAAUUCGAAUGGUUCAUAUGUUAUCACGUAUGCGGGACAUCAAUCGCCUCCUCCUCCACCUCCCCCCUUGCCGCAUCGCAGAAGAAGACUAGAAACCAUAACCUCAUCUGAUCAAGCCCAAAAUUUUGUUAUGUCUGAUCACUCCCAAGAUCAGCUACAAACAGUGAGUGAGGUAAAUGUACAGCCCUCUACGUCUCGGGGAAGAACUGGUGGAGGUGUGGUAACGAAUAACAAAACGAAAUGUACUGAAAUAAAUAUUAAACCGCCAGUGGUACUGACUGCUCCGGAUCUGCAAUUAGAUUGGCUCUCAGAUGCUACCACCACUACAACAGAUGGCGAAGAUGAUGAAGUGGUAUUUGUGCAUUCCAGCCGUGAACCCAUACUCUCCAUAGACUUAACAGCCGACGAUGAAUCAGCAUUAUCUUUAGAAAUGUCCUCAAUCAUCGAACAGGCUACUUCGUCUACAACAAAUCACCAUCAUAAUCACGGUCAUCAUAAUGCUAUACCAACAGCCCAACCAACAGAACAUCCGUUACCACCAACUGCAUUACCAAAUCCUCGACUAACACCUACGCAAGUAGGCGAUGACUGGUAUGGGGUGGAAUCUCUAUUCAUUCCUCCCUCUGUGGUUCUAUCGCCCAACAAUGAUUCUUAUAGUCUUGCACAGGGACCUUCCUCUUCCACUCUACCAGCCAGCGAGCCACAAAGAGCCCACCAGUCUACCUCGGGUUAUCCCGUGUUUCCAUUUCAUGCAACUGAAGGCUCAACCCCAAUAAAUUCCCGUCUUUGGCCAGAUCCCUGUAUAGACUGCUUCAUGCCUGAACAAAACAACGAAAGCGGCGAAAGGGCUGUCGGUAGCAGACAACCAAAUCCAAAUGCAGCUAUAAGUUCUUCUGCUGAACCCUCAGCUUCUGGCAAUCUGGCCAUGGCACCACAUUGCCACAGUACAACAUCGAAUACGGGUUUGGCACGUUUGCGUUCGGUGUGGCGUUCGUAUUUAACCGAAAUUCCACCCUCUUCAGCAGCCAUACCCAAUCCUAUGGUACCCUCAACUCUGCCGCCCAUACCCAACUCACCGCCACCCAUAUUUAUAGUAAAUCCCUAUGCUGUAACGGAACACAAUCCUACACACUACAACAAUACGGCCAGUAUGCCACCAGUACCCUCUCUCGGUUUAGUGGGAGUAAUAAAUCCAAAUACUAAUGUUCCACCACCUACACCUCUCUAUUUAUCGCAUACUCUGCAAAGUGAUCAAAAUCCCCGGCAAAUGAAUCCUCCGCCCACACAUUUGUCUAUGUCGCCUGGCUCUACCACACCGAACGCCAAUCAAUAUCAUGCUCAUCCCAUGUAUCAUCACUCGCAUGCACACUCGACUACACGUCCCCAUGACAAUCACAACAUUAUAACACACAAUCAUCAUGGCCACACGCAUGGCAUGCCACACAACCACGGUCUGCCACAUACACACACUCAUACAUUCCGUACGGCUUCGGGUGGACAUGGACCACCACCACCACCCUAUUUGGUUCAUCAGAAUCUAUGGUUAAGGCAACACAAUGUCCAGGAGAUACACCGACGUCAUAUGACGCCAACGCCCAUCGACUUGUCAUCGAAUCCUUUGAAUUUAACCAGUAGCUUUCGUACAAGAUUCCAACAAUUGCCCAAUGUUUGUUCUUGUGUUCACGGUCGCAAUGGGCCGGUAUCAAGUUUGGAUCCUGCCUAUUACCCCUAUGAUUCCCGACCUCAGCCACAAAAUCGCCGAUGCCCGGUGUUACGCAGACCUGCCGUUCACCAUCAUAUGUUCCAUCAUUAUUCGCCAGUACAUGUGGAAAUUGAUUUAUCUACACCACGCAUUGUUAUUGGUUCAUCUAUACGCCCACCAAGAGGAGCAACUUUGGAAAUUAUUGAACGCAACACGUUGCCUCACAAAUAUCGACGCGUUAGACGUCCCAGCGAAACGGAUGAGGAUGCUGAGAAAUGUGCCAUAUGUUUAUCGCUGUUUGAAAUUGAAAAUGAUGUGAGACGCUUACCUUGCAUGCAUUUAUUCCAUACCGACUGUGUGGACCAAUGGCUGGUGACCAAUAAGCACUGUCCCAUUUGUCGUGUCGACAUUGAGACCCACUUAAAUAAAGACGCUAUUAUAGCAACAUCGAGUGGUAAUGCUGAAAAUGGCACAAAUAGUGGUUGGUGGCAACCUACGGCUGAUUGUUAAACAGGGUUUGUGUCUAAUACAAAAAAAAAAGAAAAAAAAUAAUUCAAAUUAAACAUAACAACAUAUUAGUGUUCCUUAACAAACAAAAAAACAAAACAAAAAUUAUAUUUCUAUUUAACAGAAAGUAAACAAAGUUAUAAGCAUAAUGCAUAAUAAUUAGUAAAUAUUAAUAAGUGUUUAUACAUACAAUAAUAUAUUUAUAUAAAUUAAAUUAAAUGAAGAAAGAAAACAAAUUA
This is a messenger RNA of Calliphora vicina (urban bluebottle blowfly), 4464 nucleotides long. Its product is annotated as mucin-5AC-like. The transcript has 5 exons. NCBI's taxonomy places the organism in Eukaryota, Metazoa, Arthropoda, Insecta, Diptera, Calliphoridae. The record is from RefSeq and is a predicted model, not a curated record. The coding region runs from base 29 to 4228 and encodes 1399 amino acids.